CUUAGAUAGACUGACGUACUGUAUUUGAGAGCAAACAGAUGCGCAUCUAAACAUCGAGGGCUGCACAAACUACAUCACUCUACAAAAGAUGGAUACUACAAUCCUCAACAUGUAUCUGGCUACAGUGCUGCUCAUGGGCUGUGUAUGUGUGGUACCUCUCCAAGGUCAGAAGCCAGGACAGGUGGACCCCCUGACUCUGAGCAGGGCAUCACAGUGCUGGACCUCCUCCUCAGAACUCCUGCUGGAGAUGCGCUCCCCGAGGAUCGCUGACACCGUGCCUGCCUUCUGGGAUCUGAUGGUGUUCCUCAAGUCGUCAGACAACAGAAAGCACAGUGCUCUUUUCUGGGACCUGGCCCAGGUCUUCUGGGACAUCUAUGUGGAUUGUGUCCUGUCCCGGACCCAUGGACUGGGGAGGCGGCAGCUAACUUGGCCCCAUGAGCAGAUCACUGCAAUGCGCUCACUCGUCACUGACAAAUCUUUGGUUCAGGACUCACAGACGAACGUCUCCAAACUGAAGGAGUCAUCUCAGGGAUGGCUAGAGAUCCAGGUUCAGCACUUUGGACCAGGCAUUUUAAAUCACAUCAUUCGUACCAGGGGGAUCAAGAGUAGAUCUAUUCUUUAACCACGCAUUAUAAUUCAACCAA
Molecule: messenger RNA, 644 nt
Organism: Salvelinus fontinalis (brook trout)
Lineage: Eukaryota; Metazoa; Chordata; Actinopteri; Salmoniformes; Salmonidae
Product: protein FAM237A-like
Exons: 3
Coding region: 89-622 (177 amino acids)
Source: RefSeq, a predicted model, not a curated record